ACAAGCUUCUCAGACUCCUACUAAAACCUCACUCUCCACCUCGUACAAAGAGGAACUUGAAUUUGAAUCAUCCACAUUCAGAAUAUAAAACUACUUUAUCUCGUGCAAUUGUUCUUUGUGUCCUGUAUUGCUUCAUCACUACGCCUCCCAUAUCUCCUACGAUCUCAUUCUCCAGCUAGUACGAAGGGGAACUUGAUCUUAUAGUCGUCAUCCAAACCACAUUAUCCAGUCACCAUGUCUCCUACAUCUCGAGCUCCGACCAUGCGCAUGAACCCUUCUGGCACGCGUGACAUGCCCACAUUCAUCGACGAACUUGCUAAAGAUGAGGCGAAAAACCAACCAAAGGGCGACUCGGAGAGUACAUUUUCCGACGCUUCGACACUCCAAUGCAACGAGCAAUCUCCGAAACCAAAACGCGGGCUUUUCCGUAGGCUCAUCUCUUCAUCGCUAUCCGCAAAUCAAGAUGCAGUCAAGGAGUAGAUCAAGGGGGUGGCCAUCCUUGAUUGAAUAAUGAGGAUUUGAAUUGAGCCCUUUGAGAGGGUGGUUGCUGUUUCUACGUGCCCUCUACUUAACGUCUGGUCUACUGUCAUAUUGUUCAACCUUUGUUAGAAGUGGGGUGUUCGGUAUCUGGCAUUUCCGUAUCUGCGCUAGUCCGUAUCUGCGCUAGUUGAUUUUGUAGGUCAGUGUGCACAUGUUUUGGGUGGGUAGCGGCGCAGUGGUUAUUGGGAAAAAGCAUAUCACUGUCCUCUUAUUCUAGUUAUUCCUCAACUCUUGUGACCAGUUUCCUCUCCAUAUACUCCUCUUUCUCACUCCUGCUAGUUACCGCUUCAAUUAUGGCGUCCCUAUGCCUAAAUGAAAGUCACUGACCUCAUAUUAAUACACAGUAAUUAUCUUCGCUGCUGCUAAAAGCCUCCGAGCUCAGCUUUUACUUUG
This is a messenger RNA of Aspergillus welwitschiae, 933 nucleotides long. RefSeq lists its product as uncharacterized. The transcript has a single exon. Bases 235 to 480 code for a protein of 81 amino acids. The record is from RefSeq and is a predicted model, not a curated record. Lineage: Eukaryota; Fungi; Ascomycota; Eurotiomycetes; Eurotiales; Aspergillaceae.